This is a messenger RNA of Parastagonospora nodorum SN15, 1062 nucleotides long. RefSeq lists its product as hypothetical. The transcript has a single exon. The coding region runs from base 1 to 1062 and encodes 353 amino acids. The record is from RefSeq and is a predicted model, not a curated record. NCBI's taxonomy places the organism in Eukaryota, Fungi, Ascomycota, Dothideomycetes, Pleosporales, Phaeosphaeriaceae.
AUGACUAAGUUCGGCGCCUGGGCAAGGAAGCACCUGGUGUGUGGACCAGGUCGAAAGAAGCAAUCCACGGACCAGCCGCCGUUCCUCCCCUCGAAACGACGCCCUAUCACGCCGACGUCACUCGUUGCACCGACAUGCCUUUUUUUCCAGCUGCCUUACGAUGUCCGGAGCAUAAUCCUCUUUAUGGCUUUUGGUGGCCGGACCUUCCACGUGGACAUUGUGCACCAUGAGGGGAACUGGCAAUGGAGAGGCGGCGUCUGUAUUCGGAACUGUACUCGUCACGGGACAGCUAGGCCAUCUAUGCGGUAUGGUUGGCGUGGCCCGUGGGGCUGCUCGUGCAUACAGAGGAUAGAGCGCACAGGGACCAUCUCGAAUGCGCACAGCAUUGGCAUUAUGGGCUUUCUGCUGUCGUGUAAGCAAGCAUACACUGAAGGCAUUGAUAUCUUGUACUCUGCCAAUUGCAUCAACAUCAAGACUGAGCGCCUACUCCUUGACCUCCCCAAGUUUAUCCCACACAACCGGCUCGCAUCGAUUACUUCCAUCGAGAUAACCAUUCAGGCGCACGAUGUCGAACAAGAAAACGGCAGAGUAUCUCUCAAACUAGAUCACCUCGAGCCAGUACUCGACAACAUCGUCACGUACUGCCGCCACCUCCGCGGAAUUUGCUUGUCUUUCUUCCUCUGGCAACAUCACGGCCACGAUGUACUCGAUGGCCCAGCGCUGUCCUUGCUCGACGCCUUCUGGGAGUCCACGCAGUUGCGCAACAUGAGGGUCGAGCUGCCUACUCGGGACUAUUGGGCGGUGGAGACCUCUGACCUUUUGCUUGACCAUCCGCGCGAGGCUCCGGUCAAGAGGUUCUUCGGUAGAUCACACUGGCGGUCGUUGGAUAGCGAAGAGCCCAGCGUGCAGGACAGGUCCAUCGAGCGUUACCCUUACCCGCCUCUGAAACUGCCGGUACUUGAAGAUGGGGACGAGAGCGAGGAAAGCUCGGGUUAUUGGCUUUCCGAGGGCUAUGUAGGGCCGAACCCAGCAUACUCCAACUGUGGGGAACCAGCUCUAUAA